This is a messenger RNA of Megalops cyprinoides (Indo-Pacific tarpon), 1717 nucleotides long. RefSeq names its product butyrophilin subfamily 3 member A3-like. Lineage: Eukaryota; Metazoa; Chordata; Actinopteri; Elopiformes; Megalopidae. Gene Ontology annotation, molecular function: protein binding. The record is from RefSeq and is a predicted model, not a curated record. Bases 128 to 1717 code for a protein of 529 amino acids. The transcript has 13 exons.
CAUUCUCAGCUUUCAGGAUUUUUGUUAAUGUUAUUUGUAACAUGUUACAGGUUUACAUGUUUGUGAAUUUUAACAAAUUAACUUUUGACAGCAUUACAUCCUGAACAUCAUCUAUAGCAAGAAAGAAAUGAUGCCCCUUUUCAAACCUCAAGAUACAAUUGUCAUUACAUUCCUACAUAUAUGUGCUGUGAUUUCAGUGACUCCAGAGUUUAAGACUGUGACCCCUGAGGCCGACACUCUGGGUCGCCUGGGUGGAGAUGCGGUGCUGCAGUGUCAGCUGUCCCCAGCCCUCGACGCCCAGAACAUGGUUGUCCUGUGGAAACGAGAGGGCAAGGAAUUCUACAGCUACAGACCAGGCUCCACAGACCAGGACCAGAGAGGCGGAUCACAGCUCUUCCACAACGAGCUGAAGAGUGGCAAUGUUUCCCUGCAUCUCAGUAACGUCCAGCUGUCUGACCAGGGGAAAUACACCUGCUGUGUUCUGGUCAGCGAAUGGUAUGCUGAGGCCCAUGUGACUCUGAAACUCAUUGCUGUAGGAACCCCCCCACUCAUCUCUGUGAGUGAGCCCCAGGACAGCGGAUUGACCCUACGCUGUGUAUCAGUAAAAUGGUUCCCCCAGCCACAGCUGAUCUGGACUGACGGGACGGGUGAAGAUCUUACUGCCAGAGCUAAGACUGCAACCAAAGCGGACGCAAAGAGCCUCUACACCCUGACCAGUCACCUGGACAUCUCACAGCAGGCCGAGGGGGGCGUCUUCUACCAGUGUCUAAUAAGGCACAGUGAGGACCAUGUGGUCAUGCAGUCUAAAGUACAGCUCAGUGGAGAAUACUUCUCCAAUGUUUCUGCAUCGUGGAAGCACUUUGGAGUCUUCCUCAUACUGAGUGCGCUUGGUCUCUCUGUGCUUGUCACAGUGCUGUUCCUGAGAAACAGAGGAGCAUCUGCAACACUGAAAAAAGAGAGGGCUGAGAAGAGGACAAUUGAAGAAGAGUGCAGAUACCUUAAGGGAGAAGCUGAAGAGAAAAAGAAACUUGAGAAGGACUGUGAUGAACUGCGUGAGGAUUUAAAGUCCAGAGGAUACCUUCUGAAAUCAGAAUGGAAGGGAAUACAAAUGAAUGCAGCUGAUGUGACUCUGGACCCAGACUCAGCGCAUCCUGAGCUCAUUCUCUCUGAGGAUGGGAAGAGUGUGGAGAGGGGAGAGACCAGGCAGGAUUAUCCUGACACUGCUAAGAGAUUUGACCGCUGGUUUGCAGUGGUGGGCAGACAGGGGUUUGAAUCAGGGAGACACUACUGGGAGGUGCAUAUCAGGGAUGAGAAGAAUGCGGGGGCUCAGUGGAAAUUAGGGGUUGUGUGUGAAUCUGCUGAAAGGAGAGGGGCAGUAACAGUCAACCCCAAGUUUGGGUACUGGCUUCUAGAGUCAAGUAAACACUUUAAGGCCCUGUCAGUCCCUGAGACUGUGAUCUCUCUGAGACCUGUACCCCAGAGGGUGGGGCUGUACCUGGAUUAUGAGGGAGGGCAGCUCUCCUUUUAUGGAGUUGAGGACAGGCGACACCUCCACACCUUCAGACACAAGUUCACUGAGAGACUCUAUCCACUGAUCUACAAUCAGGUUAAUGAUGUGAUCAUAGAGAUAGUGUCUCCAAUCACAGAGGAGCAUGAUGGUGACACACCUGAGUCUAAAUCUCACCCUCCACAGGGUCCGUUCUGUGAUACAGUGUAG